GCUAUCUUCUUCUUAAUCUUUUACGCGCUUACACAGAAACUCUCUCUCUCUCUCGACUCUCGUCUCAAUUAGGGUUUCGUUUUUGUUCGUGAACGAUCGUUUACGCGCACACAAAGAAACUCUCUCUCUCUCUCGACUCUUGUCUCAACUCUCAGUUAGGAUUUCGUUCUUGUUCGUGAAAGAUCGUUUUAAUUAGGGUUUCGUUUUUGAUCGUGAAAGAAAGAUGGUGAAGAAGGGAGGUACGAAGAGGAAGCCUGUGAUGACGAAGAUCACUGACUAAGCUUCGCGUGCUACUACUUUCACGAAACGCAGAGACGGUCUCUACAGCAAAGCGGCUCAGCUUUGUGUAAUCACCGACGCUCAAAUCGCAAUCUUAGCGACACCAUCUUCUUCAAACUCCAACGUUCCUUUCUUCUCGUUUGGUCACUCCUCCGUUGAGUCCGUGGUCUCCGCUUAUCUCUCCGGACAGAGACUUGCUCCUGUUUCAACGUGUGAUAAUACCAAAGCGACAAGAGAAGACCUAGGUAUCUGUAUGGCUCGCAAGGACCUAGGGUUAGGGUUUUGGUGGGACGAUGAGAAGCUCGUCAACUCGAAUGAUCCGGAAGAGCUUAUGGAAGCGAUGGAAUCUAUGAAAGUACUAUACAGCCGUCUCAAGGAAUUGGAAGAUCAAACCCUAACAACAACAACAACGAUCGACGAUGAGGACAUGGUUGAGAUUUCACCUGAGUCGGAUGAAUGGAGCGAGAUGGAUCUUCAUAAACUCCUCCAAGAUUGUGAUUGUGAAGAAGAGGAUCAGAAGCUGCCACCUCUUGUUAGCAACAGUGACAAAGAAGAAGAAGAGGAUCAGAACGUAUCUGUCAAAACCUGCAACAACAACAACUCUGUAUCAUCAUUACCAGCUGCAGCUGAAAAAAGCUUGGAAGAAGCGACGAUGGCUCUUGAUUUCGAUAGUAUUUUUGAAGGUCUGAUGUCCUAUGAUGAUGUGGAUCUCCUCUGGUCUGAUGACUUAUUGUUCAUGUAAUUUUUAGGAGAGUAUACGUUCGGUUUGGUCUCGAUCAGUUUUUCUCACAUGAUAGAAAAUUGAUCGAACUCAUACCGGUUUAUUUGGUUUGUAUAUCUUAUGUCUUAAUCAAGUGUAAUAAAAUGUUUAACAAGCUAAGUAAAAUUUGAGCUUGUGUA
Molecule: messenger RNA, 1179 nt
Organism: Raphanus sativus (radish)
Lineage: Eukaryota; Viridiplantae; Streptophyta; Magnoliopsida; Brassicales; Brassicaceae
Product: agamous-like MADS-box protein AGL97
Exons: 2
Biological process (GO): positive regulation of transcription by RNA polymerase II
Molecular function (GO): DNA-binding transcription factor activity, RNA polymerase II-specific; protein dimerization activity; RNA polymerase II cis-regulatory region sequence-specific DNA binding
Source: RefSeq, a predicted model, not a curated record